Messenger RNA from Pygocentrus nattereri (red-bellied piranha), 1575 nucleotides. RefSeq names its product kelch repeat and BTB (POZ) domain containing 13 (gene kbtbd13a). The record is from RefSeq and is a predicted model, not a curated record. Bases 85 to 1575 code for a protein of 496 amino acids. The transcript has a single exon. Gene Ontology annotation, molecular function: protein binding. NCBI's taxonomy places the organism in Eukaryota, Metazoa, Chordata, Actinopteri, Characiformes, Serrasalmidae.
GCAAUGAAGUACCAGGUGCCCUGAAUCUUGUCAAAGAUUUCCUGUUUGCCACAAACCUAGAUAAAAAUCACUGGUACUAGCUUGAUGGAGCCCAGCAGCUGUGCUGGCUCAGAACAUGAAGCUGCGGAAGUCUGUGAAGGUCAGGUCGUGGAGAAGCCUUCAGUCAGAGUGAGGAUAGAAGGAAGCGUUUUCACAGUGGACAAAGCACUCCUGGAAGACAACUGCGAAUACUUCCGGGCUCUUUUCCAAUCGGGAAUGAAGGAAUGCCAGCAGGAGGAGAUUCACCUCCAAGUAGUGAGUGCUCGUGGCUUUCUGGUUGCACUCCAGGUGAUACAUGGUGAGAGACCUAUUCUGAGUGAUGAUGACAUCUUCAAAGCCAUAGAGUGCGCCGCCUUCCUUCAGGUGCAGCCUCUUGUCAGGCACCUCGUAAACACCAUCAAUUCCGAUAACUGCCUUCUCAUGUUUCACACAGCUGCUACUUACGGCUUGUUAGAACUCUUUAAGAGAGCAGCUUUGUUUAUUUGUGACAUGUAUCAAGACUUGAAGGAGCAUCUGAGGUGUUUGCCAAAGGAACUAAUCGAUUACGUCGAAUCUCUCAUUCCUAGUUCGUAUGUUAUGAUCGGCACCUAUUCUCCCAGCACCAAGCUCCUUCAGGACUUCAUGAGGACGGUUUGUUAUCUCAAUGAAGAUGAGAAAGAAUGGAAAGUCCUCACUCACCUACCGCUUGAUGCUAGCACCACCAUGGCUGGGGUUACGGUUCGGGAUAACAAGCUCUACAUUGUUGGUGGUGUGUACAACAUUAGCAAUAAAGUUGUAGAUUCUGGCUUCUGCUAUGAUGUGGCCUCAGAUACCUGGAGCACAUUUUCUAGUCCCCAACAACUUCGUUAUAACUGUACCUUGGUAGGAUACGAAGGUUCCCUCUACGUGCUUGGUGGUGAGUAUGAAAGAACCACCAUGUCAUCUGUUGAAAAGUACAACGUCUCCACAGACACAUGGACCUUUGCUGCCCAUCUUCCAAGACCUGCGUUGGCAGUACCUUGCACCAAGAGCAUGGGUAGGAUCUUCAUCUGUCUCUGGAAACCUAAAGAUGCCACAGAGAUCUACGAAUACCUACCAGUCAAGGACGAGUGGAUUCUAGUGACCACCCUCAUAAGACAUCAAAGUUAUGGACAUUGCAUGGUGGCCCACAGGGACAACUUGUAUGUGAUGAGGAAUGGACCAUGUGAUGACUUCCUGAGAUGCAUGAUAGACACCUACAACCUGACCACAGGUCAGUGGACAGCCAUGCCGGGACACUACGAGAACAGCAAAGGGGCUUUGUUCACAGCAGUGGUGAGGGGCGACUCUGUUUUUACAGUGAAUCGCAGGGCGACGGUGGAGUAUUCCAUUGAGGACAGCAAAUGGAGGACGAAAAAAGAGAUGACGGGGUUUCCAAGAAUUGGCUCCAUGUGGACUUUUCUCCUGAGACUGCCAAAGAAAAGCAAAGAGCCUCUGGGAAAGCCAGAUUUGACUAGUGGCCAACAUUUUGAAGUCCCUUCUGACCUUCCAAGCUCUUCUGUAGAAUGCUAUGAUUGA